AUGACUGAAAUUCAAUUGCAAGAAUUUAAAUUAGAACCCGACUCAGAACUCCGUUUCGAGGUUGAAUCUAAAAAUGAAAAAGUUGUUUUGGAGGUUAAAAGCGGCUAUGCAGAAUUAUUUGGUACGGAGCUGGUCAAGGGAAAACCUUACGAAUUCCAUACGGGAGCCAAAGUGGCUGUAUUUACGUGGCAUGGUUGCACAGUUGAACUAAGAGGUCGUACUGAAGUCAGUUAUAUUGCUAAAGAAACACCAAUGGUAGUUUACCUAAAUGUGCAUGCAGCUUUAGAACAACAAAGAGUAGCUGCAGAGCAAGAGAAUACAAGAGGACCUGUCACGAUGGUUGUUGGGCCAGGAGAUGUGGGGAAGUCCACCUUAACCAAAAUUCUUCUCAAUUAUGCAGUAAGAAUGGGCAGAAGACCUAUAUUUGUUGAUUUAGAUGUUGGACAAGGGCAUAUAAGUGUACCUGGGACUAUUGGUGCAUUAUUAGUUGAAAGACCUGCAUCUAUAGAGGAAGGUUUUAGUCAACAAGCACCAUUGGUGUACCAUUUUGGACACAAGUCCCCUGGAGAUAAUCUUGAAUUAUACAACACAAUAGUGUCCAGGCUAGCAGAGGUUGUUGCUGAAAGGUGUGAAAAUAAUAAAAAAGCGUCAACAUCAGGUGUAAUAAUCAAUACUUGUGGUUGGAUUAAGGGAGCUGGGUACAAAGUACUGACACACGCUGCUCAGGCGUUCGAAGUCGAUGUGAUAUUAGUAUUAGAUAACGAGAGGUUAUACAAUGAGUUGAAGAGGGAUAUGCCAAAGUUCGUCAAAGUUGUGUAUUUGCCUAAAAGUGGAGGGGUUGUGGAACGCUCAUCUACACAGCGAGCAGAAGCCCGAGACGCGCGCAUACGAGAAUAUUUCUAUGGGAAACGCACACCUUACUACCCACACUCGUUUGAUGUCAAGUUUUCGGAUUUAAAAAUAUACAAGGUGGGCGCGCCGUCGCUGCCCGACUCGUGCAUGCCGCUGGGCAUGCGCGCGGCGGACGCGCUCACCAAGCUGGUGGGCGUGUGGGCCACGCCCGCGCUGGCGCACCGCCUGCUGGCCGUCUCCUUCGCGGCCGCCGCCGACGACCACGUGCUGCACUGCAACCUCGCCGGCUUCGUCUGCGUGACUGCAGUCGACAUGGAGCGACAGACCCUCACCAUCCUGUCUCCACAGCCGAGGCCGCUGCCUAACACAGUGCUACUGCUGUCCGAGCUGCAGUACAUGGACAAUCAU
Molecule: messenger RNA, 1260 nt
Organism: Brenthis ino (lesser marbled fritillary)
Lineage: Eukaryota; Metazoa; Arthropoda; Insecta; Lepidoptera; Nymphalidae
Source: the annotation of a GenBank genome assembly